Molecule: messenger RNA, 2425 nt
Organism: Beta vulgaris subsp. vulgaris (sugar beet)
Lineage: Eukaryota; Viridiplantae; Streptophyta; Magnoliopsida; Caryophyllales; Amaranthaceae
Exons: 9
Coding region: 93-1193 (366 amino acids)
Source: RefSeq, a predicted model, not a curated record
UUCUUUUUGUUGUUUGGCUUAGCUCAGGUGUCCUAUUUACAAAAAUUUGCGAGAAGAAAAAACCUCCUUGAGAGUUAAGACUCCUAAUUACAAUGCCAAUCUCACUACUUCAUCGCUGCCGGAGAAUCACUCCAUCGCUUUCGUCGUCAUUCCGGCAGUUGCGCUCAGACGCAACACUAGAAGCGAUCGCAAAAGCCGCCGCCGAAAAAACGCCGAUAAUAGCACUCUACAACUAUCCCUCAUUUUCCGGCGCAUUUUCAGCUCUCUUCACUCACCUCUUUCACUCUCACCUCCAUCUCCCUUGUCUCGUUUUGCCUUUUUCCUCCGUCGUCCCUUUUAGGGUCGAAGAUUUAUGUUUUGAAGGACUCAAGACAUGCUAUUUCCUUGAUUUCAUUGGUCCAAAAGGAUUUGCUGUUCAGCUUUCACGGAGGACAGCAUGCGAAGUGAUAUGCUUUGAUCAUAGAAAGUCAACAUUUUCGAAGAUCCCUUCUGCCGAAGAUUGUUCUGCAAAACUCACAUUUCAUGUGGAUGUUGGGAGGAGUAGCUCAAGGGCCGUGUAUGAAUAUUUUUCUGGCCAACUUGAAUGCAUGAAGUCACUUGAUGGAAAUGGUCUGGCUAGUAGUUUACUAAACUCAGAUGAUCAAUGUCGUAUAGAGUUGCUCUUGAAUUACCUUGAAGAUGGAGAUCUACGUCAAUGGAGGUUGCCUGAUAUUCGGGCUUUUAGUAUUGGGAUUUCAGAAUGGAGGUCAAAGCUGAACUGCAUCACUAAUCCUCACAUGUAUGAGCAGCUUUUGGAGAUGAGUGCUAAGGAACUGAUUAUGAUGGGAAAUUCCAAACUUUUAACUCGUAAGGAUGCAGCAAAAGAGUUUAUGGAGAAAGUUUUUAAACUUCGGCUAGGUCGAGGUUUAUAUGGAGAGUGCCUGGGAGUUCGAGCUGAUAGCAAUCCGGACCUCAGCGAUGAAGUCGGGAAAGAGCUUAGUUUUAGAAGUGCUGCAGCUGGCUUAAGGCCUAUAGGAGCUGUUGUUUUUAUGCAACGCAGGAACCUCAAAGUGUGCUUGAGAAGUACUGAUGGCAGCGUAGACACCUCUGAGAUUGCAAAGGCAUAUGGCGGUGGAGGUUCACCUUGUUCUAGCUCCUUCAUCAUAAGAAUGGAUGAAUACAACACGUGGCGCUCUGUCAAUUUAUCAAGUUAAAUGUGACUAAAUCUUGAAGAACAUGCUUCCUGCAAGACUGCUAGGAGCUCGCAUUUAGACGUGUAGUUCUGAAUUCUGAUUCCCCUAUUAUUCUUUUAUUGUUUGGCAUUGUUUCAAAAAACUAUUGAUUAUAUUUUUACUGCCAUCGGAGUCGUUUGAUACCUGCUUCACAUUAAUUCCUUAUUUUCUACUUUUUAGAAUAUUAGAAUUUAACUCUUACCUUGUUAAUCAACAUAUAAUUUCCAUGUGACUUUCUAUCUCAUUCGUUGCGAUAUUUGUCAAAUCUGACCCUUUAAUGAGUGAGGCAUUCGAAUUGGGUCGAAUAGAGUAUAUAACUCCUUCAUGCUUCCGUAGCUGCAAAGAGUAGACAAAAGGCAAGGAAGUAGAGCACUGUUUGCUUGUUGCUUCUAAGUACAACAGGCAAUAGACGCAACAAUAUCUUUCUGAUCUAAAAACUAAACUGUUGCUAAUGCCUAAAAUCGGGAUGUGAAUGUAGAUAUUACACUUGGUUUUUUCUCCAGAUUUUUGGAAAGUUUUUACAAUUUUACACUAAAUAAAUAAACUAGAUUCUAUCGAUCAUAAGUUGUAUGGGAGAGUGUAUACUUAUACAGAAACUAGUGGAUAGGGCAUCCAUCAACCGCAAUGCCCUUGGCUGUUGGACAGCUGGCUAGAUUGCAGUGCUCGCCAUUUGUACCCCACCAGGUCAAGCUUUUAUCCUCUACACCUAGUGAGAAAUACAGCAGCACUCCCAUGAAGGCAACCCCAGCAUCCAGAGCUGCUGAAAGUAUGUAAUUGUACCUUUGCCACCAUUGCUUUCGGUAACGGAAAACAAACAAGUUGAAAAUCGUUCCAACUAUAAUCCACGCGUUGUAAUUUACAGUUGUUGCUGGUGGCAUAUAGGCUGUAGCCCCCAGAAGUACAGGCAGAUUAAUCAAUGGAAUCCAUGAUUUCUUAGGGAAUGCCUUGUGAAAGAGCCAAACUAUAAUUGGCCCUAUUGCCCCUCCUAUGAAGAACCAGUUCAUGGCUUUGUAAGUUCCAAGAUCUCCAAAUAUUCUCUUAGGACCAACCAAUCCCCAUAUAACAGAGGCAUCAAAAAAUACACGGUCACCAGGACAAGUCCAAGGACUGUCAGCUGGAAGCAGAUUAUCCUCGCAUAUAUUGUGAAUUGAGUUGAGCAACCACCAUGCUACUGCAAUGUUGAUGGUUCCAGCAAAAAUGGUUCCGAUGAACUG